Molecule: messenger RNA, 2454 nt
Organism: Impatiens glandulifera
Lineage: Eukaryota; Viridiplantae; Streptophyta; Magnoliopsida; Ericales; Balsaminaceae
Product: conserved oligomeric Golgi complex subunit 4-like
Exons: 2
Coding region: 70-2322 (750 amino acids)
Source: RefSeq, a predicted model, not a curated record
UUCCCUCUGCUGUAUAUGCUGAGACUCUUCUCCUUUUGAUUGAUUGAUUGAUUCUGCAAUUGAGUCGUAAUGGUAUCUACACCGAACGGAUUGAUACCGACUCCGCCAUCAGACGGUGAUCAAGAUGUAAUAAAUUCACACCUAUCAUCGUCGGUGAGAUUCGGCUCGCCGGAGGCGUUGGAUCAUGUCCGAAAGCUGACGGAUGUCGGAGCUAUGACGCGUCUUCUCCACGAAUGCAUAGCAUAUCAACGCGCUCUCGAUCUGGAACUCGAAACAAUCCUCACGCAGAGAACAGAUCUCGACAGACAACUGUCUAACUUGCAGAAAUCCUCCGAAGUUCUGGAGAUCGUCAAGGCGGACGCCGACUAUAUGCUCUCCAAUGUUCGGUCUACCUGCGAUCUCGCUGAUCAGGUCAGUGGCAAGGUUCGCGAGCUUGAUCUCGCUCAAUCUCGCGUUCAUGACACAUUGCUUCGUAUUGAUGCGACUGUUGAGAGGGGGAAUUGCAUUGACGGUGUCAAAAGAGCUCUCGAUUCUGAAGAUUUCGAGGCAGCUGCCAAGUAUGUACAGACGUUUCUCCAAAUUGAUGCCAGGUACAAUGACUCAGCUUCCGAUCAGAGAGAGCAACUAUUGGCGUCUAAGAAGCAACUAGAAGGAAUUGUUCGUAAGAAGUUGUCUGCGGCUGUCGACCAGCGGGAUCAUCCUACUGUUCUUCGGUUUACAAGACUUUAUUCGCCUCUCGGUCUGGAAGAAGAAGGUCUACAGGUGUAUGUGAACUACUUGAAGAAAGUUAUUGCAAUGAGGUCGAGGCUGGAGUUUGAGCAAAUGGUCGAAUUAAUGGAGCAAUCUUCUUCCGCCAAUCACAAUCAGGUAAAUUUCGUUGGUUGCUUAACGAAUUUGUUCAAGGAUAUUGUGUUGGCUGUUGAAGAAAAUGACGAGGUUUUGAGAAGUUUGUGUGGUGAAGAUGGACUUGUGUAUGCUAUAUGCGAGCUUCAAGAAGAGUGCGAUUCUCGUGGCUCUUUAAUCCUGAAGAAGUACAUGGAAUACAGGAAAUUGGCUAAGUUAACUUCUGAGAUAAACUCCUACAAGAAUAGUUUGCUCUCUGUCGAAGUAGAAGGACCAGAUCCCAGGGAAAUUGAGCAAUAUUUGGAGGAAAUGCUGUCUCUUACACAACUAGGGGAAGAUUACACUGAAUACAUGAUCUCUAAGAUCAGGGGACUGAGUUCUGUUGAUCCAGAGUUGGGUCCAAGGGCCACUAAAGCUUUUAGGAGUGGAAACUUUAGUAAAGUUGCCCAGGAUAUUACUGGAUAUUAUGUAAUUUUGGAGGGAUUUUUCAUGGUGGAAAAUGUAAGGAAGGCCAUCAAGAUUGAUGAGUACGUAUCUGAUAGCCUCACUUCUUCCAUGGUAGAUGAUGUGUUCUAUGUAUUGCAAAGCUGCUGUAGGAGGUCAAUUUCCACAUCAAACAUGAACUCGGUGAUUGCAGUCUUGAGUAGUGCAGUGAGUCUGUUAGGAAAUGAGUACAGUGAAGCAUUGCAGGAAAAGGUAAGGGAGCUAAACCUUGGAGCAAAGCUAUUUUUGGGUGGUGUUGGUGUGCAGAAGACAGGGACUGAGAUAUCUGCCGCCUUGAACAACAUUGAUGUGAGCAGUGAGUAUGCCUUGAAACUAAAGCAGGAGAUUGAGGAGCAAUGUGCAGAGGUGUUCCCUGCACCUGGGGAUAGAGAAAGGGUGAAAUCUUGUUUGUCUGAAUUGGGGGAGAUGAACAACAGUUUUAAGAAGGCCCUAAAUGCGGGAGUGGAGCAGCUUGUAGCUAGUGUUACCCCACGGGUUCGCCCUCUUCUGGAUAACGUGGCAACCAUAAGCUACGAGCUAUCGGAGGCUGAAUAUGCUGACAAUGAGGUGAAUGACCCUUGGGUCCAGAGGCUUCUCCAUGCAGUUGAGACCAAUGUGGCAUGGCUCCAGCCAUCAAUGACCAUAAACAAUUACGACAGUUUGAUACAUCUGGUGCUUGAUUUCAUUGUUAAGAGACUGGAAGUGAUUAUGAUGCAGAAGAGGUUCAGUCAGCUUGGGGGCCUUCAGCUGGACAGGGAUAUAAGAGCCCUUGUAAGCUUUUUCUCUAGCAUGACACAGAGGACUGUUAGAGACAAGUUUGCCCGUCUGACCCAGAUGGCUACCAUCUUGAACUUGGAAAAGGUUUCCGAGAUUCUUGAUUUCUGGGGAGAGAAUUCUGGACCCAUGACGUGGCGGUUAACUCCGGCUGAUGUAAGGCGAGUGUUGGGUCUAAGGAUUGACUUUAAACCUGAGGCAAUUGCCGCUCUUAAAUUGUAACGGUUUUUCUAUUAUAUUGAUCUUCAACACCAUUCUUCUCUUGAUCUUAUGGUAUUGUCAUUGAAGAUGCAGGAUGACUCCUACUUAUAUUGAAUUAUUAGUGGUUAUUUUUAUAAUCAAAUAAAUCUUCAU